UAUAAGCGGGCGGCCGCGGCCCCGCUCCGCAGUGCAUGGCCGAGCUCCGGCCGGCCCCCGCCGCUCCGCCGGGACCCUCCCCCGGGCCGGUCCCGGCCGCCCCCCGCGUCCCCUCCCCGCCAGCCGUGACCUUGGCAUCCGCCGGCCGCGGGGACAGCCCUGGGGACAGCCGCCGCGGGAUGCGUUAGGCGGCGGAUCGCACGGGAAUAUUCUCCUGGGAGAAGGGGAGAGCGGCAGCCUCCUCCCGCGGCCGGGGAGCGGCAGGAGAAGCGGAUUUAAAGAGCGUCUUUGCCCCUUUGUUGGAUGAGAAGGACGGGGAAGGAGCGGCAGGAUGAGCACUAGCACAGUUCCCUACCAGCAGAACCCCUACACCCCCGGCAGCAGCUCCUCUGCCAUCCAGUGCUACCGCUGCGGGGACACCUGCAAGGGCGAGGUCGUGCGCGUGCAGAGCAACCACUUCCACAUCCGCUGCUUCACCUGCCAAGUGUGCGGCUGCGACCUGGCCCAGUCGGGUUUCUUCUUCAAGAACCAGGAGUACAUCUGCACCCACGACUACCAGCAGCUCUACGGGACCCGCUGUGACAGCUGCGGGGACUUCAUCACCGGCGAGGUCAUCUCCGCCCUGGGCAGGACCUACCACCCCAAGUGCUUUGUCUGCAGCACCUGCAGGAAGCCGUUCCCCAUCGGAGACAAGGUGACGUUCAGCGGGAAGGACUGCGUCUGCCAAAACUGCUCCCACUCCCUCCUCAGCACCAAGCCCAUCAAGAUCCACGGGCCCAGCCACUGCGCCGGCUGCAAGGAGGAGAUCAAGCAGGGCCAGUCCCUGCUGGCCCUGGAGAAGCAGUGGCACGUCAGCUGCUUCAAGUGCCAAACGUGCGGGGUCAUCCUCACCGGCGAGUACAUCAGCAAGGAUGGCAUCCCGUACUGUGAGUCCGACUACCACGCCCAGUUCGGCAUCAAGUGCGAGACCUGUGACCGCUACAUCAGUGGCCGCGUCCUGGAGGCAGGAGGGAAGCACUACCACCCCACCUGUGCCAGAUGUGUGCGCUGCCACCAGAUGUUCACAGAGGGAGAGGAGAUGUACCUGACAGGCUCUGAAGUGUGGCACCCCAUCUGCAAGCAGGCAGCCAGAGCAGAGAAGAAGCUGAAGCACAGAAGGACGUCAGAAACCUCCAUCUCCCCCCCUGGCUCCAGCAUCGGCUCCCCAAACCGUGUCAUCUGCGCCAAAGUGGAUAAUGAGAUCCUUAAUUACAAAGACCUGGCAGCUCUUCCCAAGAUUAAAGCCAUCUAUGAAGUGCAGCGUCCUGACCUCAUUUCCUACGAGCCCUAUCACAGAUACACGUCGGAUGAGACGCUGGAGAGAUAUAGCUAUGGGGAGUCCCUGGGGACCCUCUCCCCAUACUCACAGGACAUCUACGAGAGCUUCGACACGCGGCAGAGGCGAGCCUCCAGCCCUGGCUACAUCGACUCCCCCACCUACAGCCGCCAGGGCAUGUCCCCCACCAUCCCCAGGUCCCCCCACCAUUUCUACCGCUCAGGCACCGAGAGCGGGCGCAGCUCCCCCUACUAUAGCCAGUUAGAUGUGAGGUCCUCCACUCCAACCUCAUACCAAGCUCCCAAGCAUUUCCACAUCCCAGCUGCUGGCGAGAGUAACAUCUACAGGAAGCCGCCCAUCUACAAGCGGCACGCCACGAAAAGCAAAACCAGCGAGGACAUCGCGCAGUCAUCCAAGUACAGCCCUGCCUACUCCCCAGAUCCCUACUACCACUCCGAGUCGGAAUACUGGUCCUUCCAAGGCUCACCCAAAGCUCCCCGGGCCCGGAGGUUCUCGUCAGGUGGCGAGGAGGAUGGGUACGACCGGGGCAUGCACAAGAUCCAGAGUGGCAUCGGGAGGCUGAUCCUGAGGGAGGAGAUGAAGGCUCGCUCCAACUCCUACGCAGACCCCUGGACACCCCCUCGCAGCUCGGCCAGCAGCAGGGAGGCCCUGCACACAGCGGGCUACGAGGGCUCCCUCAAUGGCUCUCCCCGAACCCAUUACCUGGCCGACAGCGAUCCCCUCAUUUCUAAGUCGGCCUCCCUUCCUGCCUACAGGAGGAACGGGCUGCACAGGCCUCCCAGCGCGGAGCUCUUCCACUACGACAGCACCAACGCCGUCAACUGGGGGAUGCGAGAGUACAAGGUAAGACCCUUCUGCUGCCAGGAGCGGCCACCAGCCAGAGCCGGGAGUGCCAGGGAUGUGCGUCCGUGUGUCCCCAGGCUCUUCAGAGGGAAGCUUUGCCCUCUGCCUCUGUUCUCCUCCAUCCUGGACCUGGCAGCCCCAUCCCAGCACUGUGGGGCUCACACCAGAGUCCCUCCCCUCCUGCCAGGUCCCAAGUGCUGCUGAGCAGAAUUGUCCCCCGGGUGAGGAGCAGAGCAGGGGGGUUGUGCUGGUGCCUUCCUGCUCACGCUCGUGCCUGGCUCAUUCCUGCUUUUGCACAGUGAGCAGGUUGUUCCAGAGCCACC
This is a messenger RNA of Vidua chalybeata, 2502 nucleotides long. RefSeq names its product actin binding LIM protein family member 3 (gene ABLIM3). Bases 332 to 2383 code for a protein of 683 amino acids. Lineage: Eukaryota; Metazoa; Chordata; Aves; Passeriformes; Viduidae. The transcript is spliced from 21 exons. Gene Ontology annotation, molecular function: actin filament binding. The record is from RefSeq and is a predicted model, not a curated record. Gene Ontology annotation, biological process: cytoskeleton organization; cilium assembly; lamellipodium assembly. Gene Ontology annotation, cellular component: stress fiber; actin cytoskeleton.